Messenger RNA from Oppiella nova, 1465 nucleotides. The record is from the annotation of a GenBank genome assembly. Lineage: Eukaryota; Metazoa; Arthropoda; Arachnida; Sarcoptiformes; Oppiidae.
GCGAUUGGAAACGUUUAAGAAGAAUGCUUUUGAAGACAACAAUAAAGUUAGAGAAUUGACUGAGAAUUUAAAGUUAUAUGAGAAUAGAUUACAUGAAUUACAAGUGGAAAACAAUUCAUUGAAAUCUCAUGACUAUAGAGUUGAUAAUAGUUCACAAAACGAUGAGUUAUUAAAAGUGAAAAACGAGAAAAUCCGAAGCCUUGAGUCAAAUGUGAAGUUAUUGACGAAAAAAUAUAGAGAAAUGACUGAAAGAAAGAAGGAAUUGGAAGUAAAUUUGGCGAAAAUUACUGAAAAUUCCGCAAAUGUCGCCAAAAUUCUAGUCUCAACUCAAACCGACGAGUUUGAGGACAAAAGUGAUAAUUCGGAAGUGAUGGUUGAAAAUGAAAGACUGAACCGAGAAAUCGAUGAAUUGAGAGAAGAUAUCCGAUCCAAGGAUUUAAUAAUUUCUGAAAAUCAAGAAAUAAUACUGAAUUUAGAGCACGAAAGGGGAAAAUUGAAUCUAUCGUCGGAAGUGGGAACAAAUGAGCACAUCUUGGAUUUGAAAGUAAUGAUUGCCUCCAAGUCUGAUGAAGUGAGUGCUUUGACUGAAACCAUAGACCAGAAGAACAAAACAAUAAAAGAAUUAGAACUGAAAUUAAGUAAAAGGAUUAACGACUUGGAGGGCGAUCUCAAGAAGGAAAAGGCUGUCGUUAAAGACUUGAGACAUUCCGUGUUUAGUGAGAAACGUGAAAACAGUUACGUUAAGAAAGAUUUGAAUGAAUUGAAGAAAUGUUUGUCUGAAACGAAUGCAAUGGCAGACAAACGCCAACAAGAAGUGAUUGAUUGUGAGACUGAAAUGAAAAGUAUUAAAGAGAUGGAGAGUAGUGUUCGCAACGAAAUGGAAAGAAUGGGUAAUGAAUUGAAAUCAACAAAAGAGGAGAACUCGAGGCUGAAGAGCAAACUGGAGAGCUCUGCCAAUAGGAACGAACCCCUCUUAGAACAGCUCAAGAAUUUGAGUUUAAAUCUGUUGGAGAAGAACCAAGAGAUCGAAGGAAUGAAAAUACAAUUCAAUUCCAUUAAAGCGAGAUAUGAUACCGAAAUGCAAAGUUUGAGACAACAAAUGGAAAGCUAUAAAAGUGAUGAACAGAUCCUUAACAAUGAAUUGAAUGAAUUGAGAAAAGUUAAGUUCAAUUUUCAGUCGCGUUUCACUGAAUUGAGAGUCGCUCUCAAGAAUAGUUGUGAACAAAACCAGAAACUCAGGCAACAGUUGGCUGCCUGUCAGGUGGUCUACCAGGAGUCCGAUAUCAAUGAGGAACUUGUGGCCAAACUUUUAGACCAAAGCGUUGACACCACUAACGAAACGAAACCUUUAGUGAAUCUUCAGGCUGGAGUGAUGGUUACGGAACAUAUCAGUGAUGUAGUCGUUCACCUCAUCCUCUUCAUCGGAGUCAUCGAAAUGUCUUCGCGACAAAUGCUCUUUGAAUGA